Syngnathus acus (greater pipefish) is the source of this 3432-nucleotide messenger RNA. It is a transcript of the gene ripor1, whose product is annotated as RHO family interacting cell polarization regulator 1. The record is from RefSeq and is a predicted model, not a curated record. The coding region runs from base 287 to 2515 and encodes 742 amino acids. NCBI's taxonomy places the organism in Eukaryota, Metazoa, Chordata, Actinopteri, Syngnathiformes, Syngnathidae. The transcript has 17 exons.
GAAGUCGACUUUUGGCGAGUGCUCCACUUUGUGGACACAAAAACUGCGAAAUCGAGGAGAAGGACAGCGCCCAGAAUAACUAUAGAGAAGUGUACGGAGGAGCAUCGUGUUGGGAUUGUGGCCAAACUCCCCGGCCCGUCGGACCUUCAAAGAGAGGACAUGUCCUUUGGUUUGUUGAAGGCCCAGUGCUACAGUCAGCCCUGCCAGCAUGCCCCAGUAGUGAUAGGACCCCUUCGGUCACCAGCGCUGUUUGAUCCAAGAGAAACGUGCCUUGUAAGGAAGCAGGAUGUUCACAGGCUCCACCAAGCUGCCCCCCGCCAAAACCCCCCAGCCCGAGCGACUGGAUGAGGUGUACGCCGCCUUACGCCGAGGCUUACAGUCAUACCUGCAGGUCCACCAGCUUGAGCUGGACACCCUGGGCCAGCAGAUCCGAGAAAACAAGAGAAACGGUCGACUGGGAUCUUUGUAUGAACAGGAUAAGCAAGUGAAAGCCAUAGAGAGAUUCAUGCGUCGUUUGGAAUUCCACCUCAGCAAGGUGGAGGAGCAAUACGAUGCUUACUGCAUACAGCGGCGGCUUCGAGAUGGUGCCAGUAAAAUGGUGGUGGCCUUUAACUCUGCCACUGGGAGCAAAGAGGCCAGGGAGAGCCUGAGUGAGGCCAACAGAGGCUUUAGGGAAUGUACAGAGCACAUGUGCUCGCUCGAGAGCGAACUGGAAAGCCACAUGGGAGAAUUUCAUGUCAAGAUGAAGGGCCUUGCCGGCUUUGCGCGGCUAUGUGCGGGUGACCAAUAUGAGGUGCUCAUGCGCUACGGGCGUCAGCGCUGGAGGCUACGAGGGCGCGUGGAAGUCAGCAGCAAGCAGAUAUGGGACAGCGAAGAGUACAUUUUCCUGCCUCUCGUCUCUGAACUUUUGUCCAUCAAGGUGACUGAGCUGAAGAGUCUGGCCAAUCACGUGGUGGUGGGUAGUGUGUCCUGCGAAAUGCUCGACCUGUUCUGCCCACUCCCACAGACCCUUGCUGUGGAUAUUAAUGACCUGGGAACAGUUAAGCUGAACUUGGAAGUCACAUGGAGUCCUUUUGACAAGGAUGACCAGACAUCGUCCUGCAGUACUGUUUCCAAACGGCUGUUGUCCAAUCAGAGCCCUCCAGACACACCUUCCAUGCGGGAACAAGUGUUUUAUUCUCUGCUGAAGCGGCAGGGAGAGCUGGAUAACGGUACCGUCUGGUCCAACUCCUCCGAGUCUUCCGACGACUCGUCCAGUCCGGCCUUGGCCCACCACGCUCAGAGGCUGUCGGCCUCCAACGUUCCGCAUACCAGCGUCCCCGCACCGCACAAGUCCAGCGCCUCGACGCCGUCGCUGUCGUCCAAUCAGGAGGAGGAUGAGAGUGAAGCGGGCGAGGUUUUCUCCCCGAAAGACUCGGUGCACAACGGCCACCUGCAGAUGUCCUCCUCUCAGAGCAGAGUUGGCGAGUCCGGCCCGGAAUGUACUGUGACGACUGACAGACUGUCUGUCCAAUCGGCUGAGGUUCUGGAAACCUCGACGGAGCUGAGCCACUCGUGCUCCGACGUCUCCUCCACUGCUGUCGAGUCAUUCGAGAAGACGGACCAAUGUCCGGCCAAAGAUCCGGCUGAGGACUCGAUAGUCCGCAGCGGAGCGGUGACUGCUGAGGUUGAAGGACCAAGUCAGAUGGCUCAUGAUUCAAAACAGUCUGAUUUAGCUCCAACUGUCCCUUUUCCUACUUCUUCCAGUUUCACUCAGGAAGUGGAGACUGCUCUUGAGAGUUUUGACUUCCUCAACUGCUCUGACCUGGAGGAGGAAGAGGACGAGGCUGAGCAUCAAGAAGAGGCUGAGCAUCAAGAAGAGGCUGAGCAUCAAGAAGAGGCUGAGCAUCAAGAAGAGGCUGUGCAUCAAGAAGAGGGUGUGCAUCAAGAAGAGGUUGUGCAUCAAGAAGAGGUUGUGCAUCAAGAAGAGGUUGUGCAUCAAGAAGAGGUUGUACAUCAAGUGAUGGAUGAGCUUCAGGAAGACUCUGAGCAGCCAAUGCAAGAAGAGCACCGAGAGGAAGAUGAGGAGGAAGAACCUCAAGAGGUAGACAAAGGAGCAAAGCAAGAAGGUGAGGAGCAGCAUGACGAAGAUGAAAACAAGAGUGAACAAGCCAACAUAGAAGAGCAAGAGGUGGACGAGAAGGCGGAGGAGGAGGUGGAGGAGAAGAACAAAGAAAUCUGCGACUCCGGAGCAAGUUGUGUCAGCAGCGAUGAAGAGACGGGAGACGGCCUGGAAUUCCUCAUGGAGGCUCCAGAAGGAUUUCGGAAUUCUGACGAAGACCGCGUUUCUGAAUCGCAGGAGUCGAGUGCGGAAGAGGAGCAGGAUUUGAGUCGUCGGGUGCAACUGCCCGAGGAAGAGGAGGGGCACGGUGAGGAAAAGGGAGACGACCAACACGGGCAGGACGCUGUACAUGAUGUUCAAGAGGAGGCGGAGCGUCCCACGACUCCCAGCCACUUGGCCACCACUGUGUUCUAAUUGGCCGGCAGGCAGCCACAGCCCGACCAUUUCGUCUGAACGUGCUCGUUGCCAAACUGACAACUCGACAAGCAAGCUCUUCCAUUACUGCUGAGUUUGUGCACACAUUCGCCUUGUUCUGACCCAAGAACGAUAAACACAUUUCUUGUUUUUCCAAAGUCCUCAGUCAUUCAACGCCAUUGUGCAGCCUGCGUUCAUACAUACCACUUUGUUUUAAUGAAAACAAUCCACUAAAAGCAGGCUCAGAUUAUUUAAGUGAUGAAAUAAGCCGAAGAGGAUGCUUUUUUUCUUACUCGGUGUACAAUCAAUGACUGGGGCCAGUUCUCUGCAUUUGCAGGAAUGAUGGGACUAGGAACUUUUUGCAGUGUUUUCCAGCAAGUAAAGCUCUUUUUAGGAGAGACUCUACAUAGGUCAUUCCCACGGUGCGCUAAUGUAUUCCUGUUGCUUGUGUCUUCUAAGCUACACCAGGACUUGAGCUGCCUUAUGACCAAGCAUUUUAGGGAUCCGUUCAUACAUUCAGCAGGAUUGAGUUUUAUGAUGCAAUAUGCGAUGUAAAAUUCUGUUAAAACCUGCAUGAGUGUAUCUGCCUCACACUGCCAGCAUGUCCGCUGUAAACGACGUAACAUAUUCAUUUAGGCGUGAAUUACAGCCUCAGUGGAGCACGAUCGUGUCUCAGCAUUUUUUUUUUUUUUUGAUGUCGUACAAAAAAGCCUCUUCAUUCAGAAAGUGCCUCGAGUGACGGAUGUUAAGGUUGUUAAAAACAAAGGUGAACAGGCAAAUGUUUCAGUGUUUAUUUUGGAAUUAAUUUUAAGAGUGUUCACCAGAGAUAUUUACUGUUUCAUAUAAAGAAUUGUAUAUGUCCGGAAAUGUUUAUGUUCAGAAAAGUUCAAACUUUAUAAAGUUUUCUUCAAAACAAA